This is a messenger RNA of Pristis pectinata (smalltooth sawfish), 2284 nucleotides long. Its product is annotated as tripartite motif-containing protein 16-like protein. The coding region runs from base 7 to 1674 and encodes 555 amino acids. Gene Ontology annotation, molecular function: zinc ion binding; protein binding. The transcript has a single exon. NCBI's taxonomy places the organism in Eukaryota, Metazoa, Chordata, Chondrichthyes, Rhinopristiformes, Pristidae. The record is from RefSeq and is a predicted model, not a curated record.
UUCACUAUGGCUACAUCGUAUCAACUUCAUUUUGAGGAUGAACUUGUCUGUGCCAUCUGUUUGAAGUUGUUCACAGAUCCUGUUACAAUUCCCUGUGGCCAUAAUAUCUGCAUGAAAUGCAGAACAAGUUAUUGGGAUAAAGAAGUGGAUGUGAAGGCAUACAGCUGCCCAAGAUGCCGUGGGAGCUCCUCUCAAAAGACUCAGCUUUGUAAGAACAGUGUUCUCUGUAAAGUCGUGAAAAAGGUUCCCAAAACUGUGAAGAUAACUCCUGAAGAAUCAUGCUUUGGUCCAAAUGAUGCCACUUGUGAUUUUUGUACUGGCAAAGAGGUAAAAGCCACCAAGUCCUGUUUGGAUUGCAUGGCAUCAUUCUGUGAAACCCACGUCCGGACCCAUUACGAAAAUGCAGCACUGAAGCUUCACAAGCUGGUCAAUCCAGUCAAAACGAUAGACAAUGGUAAUUGCAAGAUGCACAAAAGGCCAUUGGAUCUGUUCUGCAGAACAGAUGAAACUUUCAUCUGUUGCAUAUGUAUAGUCCAAGAGCAUGGGGACCACACAAUUGUGACUAUAGAAGAGGAGAGAGAGAAGCAGCAGAGAAAACUUGUCAAUAAAGGCAAGUCAUUAGAAGAACAUGCAAAAGUGACUGAAAUUGAGAUCGAAGACCUAAGAAAGCAAACGAAUUCAAUUAGAGGUUCUGCAAUUACAUUGCAAGAAUACAUCACUGCCAAGUUCAAUGAAUUAGUUCAAGAUAUCGAGGAAGCAAAAUUGAGGGUGGUGGAAUUCAUAGAGAAGGAAGAGCAAGUAGCACUGUCUAAGACUGAAGAAGCUAUUGCUAAAAAAGAACAGAAGUACAUUGAGUUGGGGAAAGAGAAACUUGUGAUGGAAGAGCUUUCUGAAAUUGUUGAUAAUAUUAAAUUUCUACAAGAAUCCAAAACUUUAAGCAAUAAAUGUGGAGCGUUCUCAUCCCAGGAGAACUGUGAGGUGGACAUUAGUUUUCUGGGUUUAGACCAGGUUGUGAUUAACCUGAAGGAGCAGCUGGUGAGUAAAUGCAACCAACUUGUGGAAAACCUAAGCACUGAAGUGGCAGGCCUGAGGCAGUAUUGGCCAAAGUUUUUGGAACCACAGAACCGGACUGAACUUCAGAUGUUCUCCCGACGACUGACAUUUGACUCAAAGACAGCACACAAGUGCCUCUCUCUGACGAAAGGGAACCACAAAGUGACAAACAUCUGGCCAGAUGAGAUUUACUGUGUUGAUCACACCGAACGGUUUGACUGUUGCUGGCAACUGCUGUGUGCAGAAAAAUUGGACAAAGGUGUUCAUUACUGGGAAGUUGAAAUCAGUGAAGGCUGCUGUGUGGGUGUGACAUAUAAAAGUAUAACGAGAAAAGGAUCAGGCAGCUCAUGCUUCAUUGGGAGGAAUAACCACUCAUGGGGUAUACAGCUAUUUAACAGUCAUUGCUCAGCAUGGCAUAAUAAUGUAGAAGUUAAAACAAAAUCAGAGAAAUAUGAACAAAUUGGUGUGUAUCUAAACUAUCCCAAUGGAAUUCUUGCCUUUUAUGCUGUUUCUGACAUUGGUGUUACCUUAUUAUAUAGAUUCCAGGCUGUAUUCACUGAGCCACUGUACCCAGGCUUUAGACUAAUAAAGAGCCAAUCAUUUUGUUAUAUUUGUGAUUGAAUUGGGCAUUGUACAAUUUACUAAGGCCGGUGUCAUGAAAAUGGCACCUCAGAACUGUUAGUACUAAAAUAGAAGAUUCACUAAUGACAAUAGAUAUAGGCAAACUAUUGACAUGUUUCCAGAAGGCUAAUGGUGAAGUAGCUGAGAAUUGUAUUUCUAAGAUCUCAAUGGAUGUAUUUGCAAAUAUCUUGAAAUGUAUCAAGACCCCCCAAAAAUUAAAACCAUUUUCAGAAAUAAAUUGAAUAUUUUCUAUGUACGGGAGCCAGAGCAUUUUACUGUGAUGUCCACCAGAGGCUAAGUCUGUGCUGCAACAGAUGUUAUCUUGAUGUAAUGUGAAUUUUAAGUGCUCUUCUCUUUGAACAUACUGGGAGCAUAAUUGGACAGUGCUGGAAAGCAUGGACUAAUGUUGUCAUAUAUGAUUAAUCCAAAUGCAUCUCACCUGAGUCCUGAUGCAGGGUUUCGACUCGAAAUAUCGACAAUUCCUUUCCUCCCACAGAUGCUGCUCGACCUGCUGAGUUCCCUCAGCAGAUUGUUUGUUGCAUCUAACCAGAUACAGACACACUCAAAAUUCAUCUUGCAAACUCAUUGUCAUGAUUUUUGUGACCAGUCA